Molecule: messenger RNA, 822 nt
Organism: Mizuhopecten yessoensis (Yesso scallop)
Lineage: Eukaryota; Metazoa; Mollusca; Bivalvia; Pectinida; Pectinidae
Exons: 1
Coding region: 1-822 (273 amino acids)
Source: RefSeq, a predicted model, not a curated record
AUGAACACCACCACCAUGGAGAACGUCAACACAACCCCCAUGGAGCACAUCAACACCACCACCAUGGAGAGCAUCAACACCACCAUCAUGGAGAACGUCAACACCACCACCAUGGAGAUCGUAAACACCACCACCAUGGAGAACGUCAACACAACCCCCAUGGAGCACAUCAACACCACCACCAUGGGGAACACCAACAACAACACCAUGGAGAACAACGACACCACCACCAUGGAGAACAUCAAGGACAACACCAUGGAGAACAACGACACCACCACCAUGGGGAACAUCAACGAAAACACCAUGGAGAAUAUCAACAACACCACCAUGGAGAACAUCAACACCACCACCAUGGAGAACGUCAACACCACCACCAUGGAGCACAUCAACACCACCACCAUGGGGAACACCAACAACAACACCAUGGAGAACAACGACACCACCACCAUGGAGAACAUCAACGAAAACACCAUGGAGAACAUCAACACCACCACCAUGGAGAACGUCAACACCACCACCAUGGAGAACAUCAACACCACCACCAUGGAGAACCACAACACCACCACCAUGGAGAACAUCAACACCACCACCAUGGAGAACAUCAACAACUCCACCAUGGAAAACAUUAACGACAACACCAACCAAUCCACAGGCAACACCACCAACACGUGCAACAAAAACAGAAAAAACUCCUUGGAACAUAUCAAAGGCAAUGAAAACAACGACAAUACCAAUACAUAUACAGGCAACAACAACGACAACACCAAUGACAACAACAGCACUAACAGGGAAAACGACGCUACCAAUAACAACACGAAUUGA